UACGCUAGGGUUCUUUCGCUGAGGGGAUGAGCCGCUGAGCCGCUAGCCGCCAGAUUACAGGGCAUCGUCUCGGAUUUCUUGGUCGCCCGACGCUGCGAUGGAAGAUCAGAGGUACCGCAAGCAAGUCGCCAUGUCCCUCAUCAUGGGAGCGCUCAUCUACUGCCGCAACGCGAGCAAGCGGCGAUUCGAGCGGCGCAAGUCGGCGAUCGUGAGCAUCGUGUCGGAGAUCCAGCAGGGGAUCCUCGACGGCGCGCCGGCCAAAUCCACCUGGGUGAGAGACAUGCUCAUGCACCACACCGACACCUGGGACACGACGAUCUUCCCGCAGUACGACGAUGGCCAGUUCUGGAAGGAUUUCCGCUGCACCAAGGCGACCUUCGAGUGGCUGUGCUUCACGAUCUUCCAGCCGUGUGGAUUCGAGGGGAAUAGAACAGGUCCCAACUGGCGCGUCAUCUCCCUCCGCCGCCGCGUCGCGAUGCUCCUCUGGCGAUUGCUCCACGGCGGCCGCGAGCACGCCAUCGCCAAGAUCUUCUUCUGCGACCAGUCCACCGUGAACAAGAUCGUCCACAAGGGGCUGGGGAUCAUCGCCAAGCACUGGACCGACGCUUACAUCGGGUGGCCAACCGGGGACCGAGCCAGGGACAUUGCCGCAAAGUUUGAGCUCGAGACUGGCUUCCCCAGCGUGAUCGGAGCGGUGGAUGGAAGCCACAUUCCCAUCACCACCCCGAGCAUCGAUCGCUCGAAUUACUAUAACGACAAGUCCUUCCACUCGAUGAUCCUCAUGGCUGCAGUCGACCAAGACGGGUUUUUUCUCGAGAUCGACGCUGGGCUUUGCGGGAGCUUGCACGAUUCGCAAGCUCUGGCCAGCUCCAGGAUCGCGAGGAGAGCCGGCGAGGGGCUCAUCGACCAGCAGAGAUACCACCUCGUCGGGGACUCGGCUUUCAAUCCUCCAAGGCCGUGGUUGAUGUGUCCAUACCGGGGUGGUGGCCAGCUUACGCCCCAGCAGCAGUCUUUCAACCAAGCGCUCGCCUCUGCGAGAGCUUCCAUCGAGCGGGCCUUCUGCCAACUGAAGUCGAGGUUCCGGGUGCUGCUCAAGAAGAUGGAGGGCGACUUGGACACCACCGUCCAGAUGAUCGGGGUGUGCUGCACGCUCCACAACAUGCUGCUCUCGCAGAACGAGAGCGCCGACCCGGCCUGGAUUGAAGAGUCCCGCCAAGCUCUCGAGUCGACCCGAGGUGUUUCUUCGUCCGGGAGAGAGCCCACGCUGGAGCAAGCCGCGGCGGAGGUGAUGAUCGCCACGGCGGGUCUGCAAGAGCUGGAGUCAGCCACCGCGACGUCCGAUGCCGCGCGUCUGGCGAGAGUCAUGGAGCCGCUGCCACUCCCGGCAGGAUUCAACCACACCGCGGACAUGCAGCGAGCUCGCGAGAUCCGCGACGGCCUCGCCGAGAUGUUAUACUCCAGGAAGCGGCAAAAGACUUGAUUGAGGUUGGGGGAGAA
Messenger RNA from Selaginella moellendorffii, 1497 nucleotides. RefSeq names its product protein ALP1-like. The record is from RefSeq and is a predicted model, not a curated record. The coding region runs from base 98 to 1480 and encodes 460 amino acids. The transcript has 2 exons. NCBI's taxonomy places the organism in Eukaryota, Viridiplantae, Streptophyta, Lycopodiopsida, Selaginellales, Selaginellaceae.